This is a messenger RNA of Danio rerio (zebrafish), 2594 nucleotides long. It is a transcript of the gene chrne, whose product is annotated as cholinergic receptor, nicotinic, epsilon. Gene Ontology annotation, biological process: monoatomic ion transport; chemical synaptic transmission, postsynaptic; excitatory postsynaptic potential. Lineage: Eukaryota; Metazoa; Chordata; Actinopteri; Cypriniformes; Danionidae. Gene Ontology annotation, molecular function: acetylcholine-gated monoatomic cation-selective channel activity; transmembrane signaling receptor activity; extracellular ligand-gated monoatomic ion channel activity. Gene Ontology annotation, cellular component: postsynaptic membrane; membrane. The record is from RefSeq and is marked provisional.
GUACUGGAGCUGAGCUGAGGAAGACGGAGCCUCACUGCUGACUGCUCCACAAUAGCGGCUCUGGCUCUUUCUUCACAACUUUUGCCGUGUUUUUGGCUACCAUGGCCGUGGCCGAGAGAUUCGGCAGGACGUGUGUAGUUGCUAUUGCGCUUCUGGCCACUGUAUUACAAGUCACUGGGAAUGAAGAGUCACAGUUAAUUGCUGAUAAGUUUAAGAACUACAGUAAAAAUAUUCGACCAGCAAGACAUGCAGAUGAAAAAGUUAAGGUUCAGGUCAAGUUAACUCUCACCAACCUCAUCUCCUUGAAUGAAAAAGAAGAGACUUUAACUACAAAUGUUUGGAUUGAGAUUCAGUGGCAUGAUUAUCGUCUUGCGUGGAACACAUCUGAGUAUCAUGACAUUGAGCAAAUUCGUGUGCCAUACUACACAGUGUGGCUACCAGACAUAGUAUUGGAAAACAACAUUGAUGGCAAGUUUGAUGUGGCAUACUACGCUAAUGUGCUGAUUUCAUCUGAUGGCUCCAUGUACUGGCUUCCCCCUGCUAUCUAUCGCAGCACCUGUGCUAUUGAAAUCACCUACUUCCCUUUUGACUGGCAGAACUGCACACUGGUCUUCAGGUCUCAGACAUACAGUGCAAAUGAGAUUGAUAUUGUACUGGCAGAAGAUGAGAACGGAAAGCCUAUUGAGUGGGUGGACAUUGAUCCUGAGGCUUUCACAGAAAACGGUGAGUGGGCAAUCAAGCACCGGCCCGCCCGAAAGCUGACAAACCAACGCUACUCUCCAGAUGACCUGGAGUACCAGGAGGUAUAUUACAACAUCAUAAUCCAGAGGAAACCGCUUUUCUACGUCAUCAACAUCAUCCUGCCCUGCUCUCUCAUCUCCUCUCUGGUCGUUCUUGCCUAUUUUCUACCUGCAAAAGCUGGCGGGCAGAAGUUGACUGUGUCCAUUUCUGUUCUUUUGGCUCAGACUGUGUUUCUCAUCCUGAUUUCUCAGAAAAUACCAGAAACGUCACUGUCUGUGCCUCUUAUUGGCAAGUAUUUAAUUUUCGUGAUGUCUAUGACCACACUCAUUGUGACCAACUGCAUUAUUGUGCUCAACUACUCCCUCCGCAGUCCCAGCACACACAACAUGUCCCAGAGCAUCAAGCAUAUUUUCCUAGAAGUGGUCCCUCGUUAUCUUGGCAUGGCCCCCUUUGUGGAUGAGGGGGACCAGGGUGGGGUGUAUGAAAUGAGGGAGAGGCGACGGAGUUCAUUUGGGCUCAUGCAGAGGGCUGAGGAAUAUGUUCUGAAACAGCCACGCAGUGAGAUGAUGUUUGAUAAACAAAGAGAGAGACAUGGACUCAUGCGCACAAUUGUGGAUGAAAUUGAUGUGAGCAGUACCGCAAACCUCUACAAGAGUCUGGCAAAGACGGCCCCAGAAAUAAAAGAGUGUGUGGAUGCCUGUAACUUCAUUGCUGAAUCCACCAAGCAGCAGAAUGACACUGGAUCUGAGAUGGAGAGCUGGGUGCUGAUUGGUAAGAUGAUUGACAAGGUUUGUUUUUGGGCGGCCAUCUCUCUUUUCUCUAUUGGCACCAUUGCUAUCUUCCUCAUGGGUCACUACAACCAAGCACCUGAGUACCCAUUUGCUUGGGAGAACAAAAAGUAUGUGCCUGAGUAGUGCUCUGAAAACUGGACAGAUUUUUAAGUAAGUCAGUCAGUAAGUUUUAUAGCUUGGGUUAGAGUACAGCAAGCUGCACAUGAUGUGAACAAUAUCAUCUGACUUGAUAUAUGAUUUUGUCUUAUAUUUAAUAUUAGGGUCUAUGGGUGUUGCAUGUCUAAACUUUUUUGUACUAAUUAUUAUUUAUACUACUGGGGUUUUUACAGAAAUGUACAUUUUUUUUCAAACAUUACAAAAACAUUAUUUUCAAACAUUCAUUCGUUCAUUUUCUUUUCGGCUUAGUCUCUUUAAUAAUCUGGGGUCGCCACAGCAAAAUUAACCGCCAACUUAUCCAGUGGUACAGAUGUGAAAUAGUUGUCCGUUUCAAAUGGUACUAAUUUAUUUACGCAGCGGAUGCCCUUCCAGCUGCAUCCAUCUCUGGGAAACAUCCGUACACACUCAUUCACACACAUACACUAUUUUCAAACAUGAGAAAAUAUACUAAGGAAUUCACCUUAUUUCAUACAAAAUAGUGACCUUUCAGUUUGCUGUGGCUGCAUUUUAUAAUCCCCCAGCAAGUUUUACCAUCUCUUUUUGCAGUGUGCUAUUAAACCAGUGUGUUAUGUCAGCCACUUUUGAUUUAUAAAAUACAGUAGUAUUUAGCAUUAGUAUUAAAGAGAUGCAUACUGAUUUUUGUUUGUUCUAUGUAUUUAUUUAUUGUACUUCAAUUUUACACAUGCAGUGUUCAUCCAAUUUAUUAUUAACUAAUACUUUUGUGGCCUAUUUGCAGUAAAUAAAUAGAUUUUCUUAAUUCACACUGUCUUAAGAUAUGCACUGCAAAACUUAAAACCAGAAAUUGUAAGAACAUGUUUAAAACGUGCAUUAGGCAAUGUGCUGUUCUGCCUUUUCUAUAUGUACCAGAAACAAAGGAUGAAAUAAAUCAAGUAUUUAAAGUAAAAA